UUUAUCCCUCAUUCAAUGCUUUACCAAACUCCCUAUCCUCAACCUUUUCAAUUUCAUCCCUUGCCUUCUUCUUCCACCUCUCUUCUCCUCCCAACCUCAUUACGUCUCUCCCCUCUUUAUUCCUUUUCUCCUAUCUCUCAUCUUUCUCAGGUAUCUGAAACAGACAUGGAGUGCAUGGAGGCAGCUUUGAAAAGCAAUUUGAGGAAAGAAAUGAUGGUACAACUCAGUCCAGAAACUUUCAUGGAGGAGUUCAGUGUGCAAAACGGAACCACUUGCGACGACUUUUUCGUCGACGACCUCCUUGACUUCUCGCACGUGGAUGAAGAACCAGAACAACAGCACAAGGAACAACAAGACUCGGUUUCUCUAUCCCUUCAGAAAGAAAACCCAAGCCAAGAGCCCUAUGCUUUCAAAGCCGAUUAUUCCUCUGUGCCCACCACCGAGCUUAGCGUUCUGGCGGAUGACGUGGCGGACUUCGAAUGGUUGUCUCAUUUCGUGGAGGAUUCCUUCUCGGAAUUCUCUGCGGUGCUCCCCACCGUAACGGAGGCCAACCCAACGGGCCAUGCGGCGAAAGAGCCGAAGCCAGAACCGGAAAACCCGAUUUUCACCUUCAAAACACCGGUUCAGACCAAGGCGAGAAGCAAGCGAAGCAGGAACGGUGUUCGUGUUUGGCCACUCGGUUCCCCUUCCUUCACAGAAUCUUCCUCGAGCUCCACCACCACCACUUCAUCGUCUUCCUCCUCCUCCCCCUCCAGCCCCUUGCUAAUUUACACCAACUUCCCCCGUAGCCUCGACCACGUCAGCUCCGAGCCCAAACCAAAUAAACCGAAGAAAAAACACUCUUCCGACAGUGCGGGCACUCUGGCGCCGCGACGGUGUAGUCACUGCGGCGUGCAGAAAACCCCUCAGUGGCGAACCGGGCCCCUCGGCCCAAAAACACUCUGUAACGCAUGCGGGGUACGGUUCAAGUCGGGACGGCUCUUACCCGAAUAUAGGCCCGCUUGCAGCCCAACAUUCUCCAGCGAAUUGCACUCAAACCAUCAUCGUAAAGUACUGGAGAUGCGGCAGAAGAAGGAGAUGAUGACUGAGAUUGAAAAUGGUUUUACCCCUGCUCCCGUUCCCAAAUUUUGAUUUAACUUUAUUAAUUUUAAAAAAGAAAAAAAAAAGAGAGAGAGAAAGAACUAGGUAGAGAGAGAGAGAGAGAGAGAGAGAGAGAGAGAGAUUAGAGAAGGUAGGGCAAACUUUAGAGGCGGUUCGACGGGAGCCGGUUUAGUGUAUAUUGUUUUCCUUGUAUUGAGUGGUGUAGGUGUUAGGCUUUGUAACUGAUUAGGUGACUUUGAUAUUGAAGUGUUUGUUUUACCUUGUUGAUUGGAUUUUACUUUACUUUUGUAUUGUUAGCCGUACCAUAAUUAAUGUAAUGGGUGUGGGUAUGGUAGUGGAUUGGUUGAGAGGCAUGAAGAUCGUGAAGAAAAGAAGCAAAAAACGCAGAGAAGUAGUUUGAAAAGCUAUAGCGUUUUGAAAGUGCAGAAAGAAUGAUGGUGGCGAAAUGGUUGCCAUCAUCAUUCUUAAAUUUGAAGUGUUGAUUUGGAUUUUUAUGGGACAGUAGAUUUUGGACUGCCCUAUUCGUGGGGCACCACCCUUUAUUUAUCACUCAAACUAGUUUCCUUCCCCUGCAAUCACUGUACUUCUCAACUUCAUUUAUCCUUCAAACACGGACGGACUAUAUUCCAUUUCUUACCAUUUCUCUGUUGUUAGAAAAUUACUCCUUCUGCAUCAACAUUGCAGCGCAAAACCAGAUUUUGAAGUAUCACCCGCCAUGUCUGUGGACCUACAAAAACAACGGAACAAGAUGGCAAUUUCGAAUCUCAAUAAUGUAAAAAUGUUCCACCAAACAAUGACAUCUCCGUUUUCUUUA
This is a messenger RNA of Vigna angularis (adzuki bean), 1915 nucleotides long. RefSeq names its product GATA transcription factor 5. The coding region runs from base 16 to 1131 and encodes 371 amino acids. The transcript is spliced from 3 exons. The record is from RefSeq and is a predicted model, not a curated record. Gene Ontology annotation, biological process: regulation of DNA-templated transcription. Lineage: Eukaryota; Viridiplantae; Streptophyta; Magnoliopsida; Fabales; Fabaceae. Gene Ontology annotation, molecular function: zinc ion binding; sequence-specific DNA binding.